GAAGCCUGUUUGGGGUCACAUGGGAAACACUCUUCCUUUCAACCUCAGCUUCCACACUGGAAAGACUAGAGAAAAUUUUGGAAAUUCAAUCUUAAAAAAAUCUAAGCAAUCUAAAUAUUUUGGUUUAUUUUAAAUAAGUUUAAUUAAAAACAACAAUGCCUGGAAGAGGUAGAGGGACAAAAAGGAAGACUGCAAGGGAGGAGGAACCAGAAAGAUUGAGUUUGCUGGAAGACAGCAACCCUGCAUCAAAUAACAUAUGGGUUGUUGGAGACUCGCUAGUCCGUUGGGCUGGGGCAAGAUAUUCUGUGAGGUCAAGAAAUGCUCUGGGAGACGAUAUCGUUGACUGGGAUGGACACAGUGGUCUCAAGGUGGAAGACUUGCACUCUAAAAUGCAGUUAGGUGUUCUGAAAGGCAAAUCACCCAAGAUGAUAUUUCUGCAUAUUGGAGGGAAUAAUAUUGUAAAUACAAAUGUGUGUAAAAUCAUUCGGCAACUGAAAUGUGAAAUAAGGUGUAUUUUUGAAAACUUUCAAAGCGCGAUAAUUGUAUGGGUUUUUAUUCUGCCGAGAUUGUCUUGGUUGUGGCAGGGUAAGGGUUCAGAUUUGGCCUGUAUGAAUAGAAAAAGACAAAGAGUAAACAGGUCUAUCUCGCAGUUUAUGUUGACCCAGCCCAAUGGUAGAUCUUUACAUAUCAAGUCUAUUGACAAGGGCACACCUGGUUUUUUCCGUGCAGACAAUUAGCACUUGUCUGACAUUGGUAAUGAAAUGUUUAUUUUGGCUGUGUCAGAAGCCGUUUCCUUAUUUUUAAAUAAUGAGUCAGAUACAUCUCAGAAGUAUUUAGAAGUCUAGCCUAAAAUUUUGGGGGACAAAGUGCAAACACUUUGUUGUGGCGGAAAAUUUGUAGGCCGCUGACAAUCGAAUGGUGCAACUCUACUUUUUAGAAAUAAUUUAAAGAAUUAAUAUGUUUUAAAUAUUAAACUAAGGUAUGGAUUUACUCUCUUCAGAAUAUGGCUGACAUUAUUGUUCAGAAAACCAAUUUUGGAGGGACAAUAUCCUAUAAUUUCUUUUAUUUUUAAUUAGCAUGCUUUAAGUCUGCUCGGAACAGGUGGGCUUAUUGCGGAGAUAUAUAAUAGUUUCUUUAGUAUUUAUCAAUUUAAGUAGCAUAUUUUUAAUUUUUAAUAUUAUGGAAAUGGAAUAUCAUGGAAUGGAAAAUAUCUGAUAUUAGGAAAAUGGAUUUUGGAUAUCAUGGAAAUGGAUUUUUGGAUAUCAUGGAAACGGAAUUUUUAUUAUCUAUUACUGGAAUAUUUGGACUGAAACUGAAAGUCAUAAUAAAUACCAUAUUUUUAAAUUUUUAAAGGUGUCACCAUUCGAUUGUCAGCGUAGCGUAUCAAAUUCCAUAUGGCACAUGUUGAUUACCAGUGGAAUUAAUAUUUGGUUUAUCAGUGCGGUCAAAUAAUGCCAUUCCUAUAAAUGUUUAAUUUUGACUUGAUAUGGAUUAUAGAGUACAAGAUAUAAUGGAUUAAUAAAAUGCAUCAAAAGUUAAGGUUUUUUGUUUCAAUUGUUUUGUAUUAAUUCAGUCUUAAAAUAAUGUGUCUUAUUGUUUAAAUCAAUAAGGCCUUAUUAUUUUAGCAGAAUACUGGAUAUAACUGUAUAAGGGAUGUAACUGCUACAAGAUGUUUUCAUACUUUAAUUUUGAGUUAUUUCCCUUUGAUAAUUUUCUGGAAAUAGAUGGAAGGUUAAAGGUCACUUCCUGUUUAGGGUCACAUGGGAAACACUCUUCCUUUCAACCUCAGCUUCCACACUGGAAAGACUAGAGAAAAUUUUCAAAUUCACCCACCCACCUCACCCAAAAUUAAGGCAUGCGUGUACAAUAAACAUUGAUAGAAUUGAACCAGGCU
Messenger RNA from Ruditapes philippinarum (Manila clam), 1894 nucleotides. RefSeq lists its product as uncharacterized. Bases 156 to 737 code for a protein of 193 amino acids. The transcript is spliced from 2 exons. The record is from RefSeq and is a predicted model, not a curated record. NCBI's taxonomy places the organism in Eukaryota, Metazoa, Mollusca, Bivalvia, Venerida, Veneridae.